AUGGGGGUCGCACUGCCGCGGCAGAUACCGCGGCGCUGGCUGCACAGCGCAAUUCCUCUUGCUGUCUUCGCGCUACUGCUUGUUUAUCUCUGGGCUCGGAACCUUCGCUGCGGAUCUGGGACGCAGUCCUGCAUGGCGGAGGGGCCGCCGCCUUUCCAGGUCCAGCAACAGUCGGGACCCCUGGAGGGCCCCGAAUGGGAAGAGCCUCAGUGUCUGGGCCCCCAGGGGAUGCUGGGCCGUAUGAUGAGGCCGUUCCGCGCCAGUCUGAACCCGGAAGGGGACGUGGAAUUGUCACUGUACCUGGCAGGAUGGAGGGAGUUAGUCAGGUUCCUAACUCCCCUCGGCUCCAUCUUCGCCUUCGCCACAAGCGAGGCCUCCGCCAAAGUGACAGACCUCGAAGCCUUGGUGCACGGCCCAGAGGCCGCGCACUACACGUCCCUGGGGACGAUGGUGGCGUGGGAGCGGCCCGAGAUGGCCCCACCGCCCUCGGCCGAGGCUUCGGGCUCGGUAACCAUGCUCUUGCUGCACCGUGCGCUACGCUGGUCCCAGCUCUGCCUCCACCGGGUGGCGACCGGGAUGCUCGGAGGCCCGGACGCCGGCGUUCAGUGCAGCGACGCUUAUGGUACAGCUCUGGCCCCUCAUCACUCCUGGUUCGUCCGUCAGGCUGCCCACCUCGCAUUCCUCGCUUUCCCGGGUCGCGGCCGCUUACUCGAGCUGAUGUGUCCCGGAGCCAGAGAGACGGAGGCGAGGGCCGCGCUGGCCCGGGCCGCGAGCACCCUGAAGGACGUCUACAACCGUACCCAGGGAUUAUUGGCCGAGCGCGGCUUGCUCGAGCUGGCCUGA
Rangifer tarandus platyrhynchus (Svalbard reindeer) is the source of this 843-nucleotide messenger RNA. The record is from the annotation of a GenBank genome assembly. NCBI's taxonomy places the organism in Eukaryota, Metazoa, Chordata, Mammalia, Artiodactyla, Cervidae.